Molecule: messenger RNA, 2100 nt
Organism: Lithohypha guttulata
Lineage: Eukaryota; Fungi; Ascomycota; Eurotiomycetes; Chaetothyriales; Trichomeriaceae
Exons: 4
Coding region: 1-2100 (699 amino acids)
Biological process (GO): RNA 3'-end processing
Cellular component (GO): nucleolus; TRAMP complex
Molecular function (GO): mRNA binding; poly(A) RNA polymerase activity
Source: RefSeq, a predicted model, not a curated record
AUGUCGCGCCACGACUACAAUUCUUAUCGUCCCAGAUAUGAUCGAGGAUCCCCACCACGGCCACCUGCAGAAGCUAGAAACGCUAUGUACCAUUUUGGUCGACCCUCUCGUGGUCGUGGUGGUCGAGGUGACUUCUCGUUCCGGUCAAGAAUUGCUGAAAGAGAUCUGUUGACGCAUCGUCCUAGUGCCCAGGAAGAUGUGGUAUUUACGCAUAACGGUGGUGUUGAUAAAUUCAAGGAUGUGGAUAACGUGACUGACAGCGAGGAGGAGUCGAUGCAAGAAGAGACCGAUGACGAGGACGAUGCCAGAGGGAAGAGACGUCGGCUCAACAAUGGUGAGGCAACUAAGCCUCGAUGGUCUAAUCCCGAUCCUUACACUGCACUUCCACCUGUCCCUGGCUCGACGGGAAAACACGUAGAUGUUGUCAAACUGAUUCGAAAAGCUCGAAACGAUCAGUCAUCACCACAUACUCUUGCCGCAGAACAGGACGACUUCAUAUCGUUCGACAACCUCGAUGACGAGACUUUUAGCCCUCCUGCCAAUGCUCCUACUGGCCCUAAGGCGGAUGUUGUGGGAAAUCCUCCCAGCAAACAAGAUCCAGUACUGGGAAAGAGAAAACGUGGAGACGACAACAGCCGCUUGAUGGGCGCUCGAGGCAGAUCACAAUUUCAUGCUAAUGGCAUGGUACUCGCUGAUUGGAAACCCUCUCAAGACAUAUCACCAACACCUUGGCUACGACCGCCAAAAGUGACAGACUCUGCUAUGGUGGCAUUACAUAAAGAGAUUGUAGACUUCUAUGCAUGGGUGAAGCCGCAUGAUUUCGAGGGUAUCGUGCGAGAAAAUGUUAUCAGCCGACUCAAUAAUCUGCUCCGUCGUUGGGGCAAUGGACAAUUGAAGUCUUUUGGAUCGUACGCUGCUGGGCUGUACCUGCCAACUGGAGAUAUGGAUCUCGUCUAUAACAUGGGCAAUGUCAGCACUAUGAGCCGAUCUAAAAUGUGGCAGCUUGGACGUUUCCUCGAGCACAAUCAGCUUGCAGCACCUGGAUCUGUGAAUGUGAUUGCAGGUGCCAAAGUGCCGAUUAUCAAGUUCGUCGACUCUACCACUGGCCUUAAGGUCGAUCUUUCCUUCAACAACGACACUGGCAUCGUUGCCAUCAGCACGUUCGAAAAAUGGAAAGCUGCGCAUCCUGCACUUUCAAUCAUCGUCGCUGUCAUUAAGCAGUUCCUUAUGAUUCGUGGCCUCAACGACAACUCUGUAGGUGGAAUUGGUGGAUUUGCAAGUAUUUGCUUGGUCGCCAGCUUGAUACAGAACCUGCCUGUGGUUAAGGCGCACAAUUUAGGUGAAUUGCUUGUGGAGUUCUUCAAUACUUAUGGAAAUCUAUUCGAUAUCAAUACGGUCGGCAUAAGACUUGAGCCUCCGGGCUAUAUUGACAAGCAGAAUUAUCGUCUUCUCCUCAAUGAAAAGCCAGAUCGUCUGAUGAUCGUCGACCCAAAUCGUCCCGACAACAACAUCACUGGAGGAAGCACCGAAGUGCCACGGAUCUUCCGGCUGUUUUCUCAGAUACACGAUCAACUUUUGUCACGUCUGGAUGAUUUUGCAGCACAAGACGAAAGCAUGACUAAUUUCAGUUUCUUGGAAGCAGUGAUUGGCGGCGAUUUCACUCCUUACUAUGAUCAACGAAAGGCUCUGUAUAUGGUGUACCAGCAGAUGCAUCCGAAAGGUGGUAAGAACAUUAGCCAGCAGGGUAUUCCGCCACCACCACCCCCUCCGAGCAUUCAAGUCUUGCCACUUCCUCCGGAUGGGGACACGAAAAAUGUAAAGCUUAACAAAAACGACGACGAGUCGUCUGACGGGGAUCAGCAAGCGACUGGUGGUAUCAAGACCAAGAGCGAAAAGCCUUCGAGUAAAAGUGCGAGACUCUUCGAACGACUGGAAAAGCUUUGUCCAGAACUCAUUCCAAGAUUGGGCAAAAAGUCACAGUUUGAUAUUUCGAAAGCCCUCAAAGUCGGUGGCUGGGUCGACAGAAAGCACAUGCUCAAAGUCCUAGAGAAGAAAGAAAGAUCGGUCAGUAAGAGAGCGCUCCGUAAAAAGAGCAAGUGA